Molecule: messenger RNA, 1690 nt
Organism: Arachis stenosperma
Lineage: Eukaryota; Viridiplantae; Streptophyta; Magnoliopsida; Fabales; Fabaceae
Product: protein ABCI7, chloroplastic
Exons: 3
Coding region: 67-1494 (475 amino acids)
Biological process (GO): iron-sulfur cluster assembly
Source: RefSeq, a predicted model, not a curated record
UGUCUCUCAGGCACUCACAGAGAGAGAAGAAAGGAGUGAAGAGAUUGAAGGAAGCAGAAAGAGAUAAUGAGUACUGUAGCCUUCACCCCAACACCUUUGAAUCCUUCCUUCAAUUCUCACAAAUUCGUGAGAACCAAACCCAACAGAUUCUCACUCCAAUCAAAAGCCAUCGUAACCUCAGAUCCCUUCGUUUUAGAACUCGCAGAAACCCUCGAAGACUCUCUACCUUCCUCAACAGCCCCUCUCCAGAAGCUUCGAGAAGCUUCCUCCGAAUCACUCCUCUCAACACCAUGGCCUUCCCGCAGAGACGAGCCUUUCAGGUUCACCGAUCUCUCCUUCCUCCGCUACUCCAACAUCCUCCCCGUUUCUCAACACCCUCCCACCACCACUCUCCCCACCGCCGCCGACUCCACCUCCUUCCUCUCACUCAACAUCGCUGACGGCCACCCCGUCACGCCCCUCUCCAACUCCUCCCAGCUUCCACAAGGCGUCUACGUAGGCACUCUGUCCGCUCUCGCAUCCACCCCCAUAAUUGACCGCGUAACGGAGCUCAUGUGCGCUUUCGACGCCGGCGAUCUAUUCUGGUCAAUCAACGGUGUCGGUGCUCCCGACGCCACGGUGGUGUACGUGCCGGAAGGGUGCCGCGUGGAUACUCCCAUCUAUUUGAGGUACUUGGCCGUCGAGGGAGGUGCGGAGGGCUCGAAGACGAUGCGAAUGUCGAAUCCGAGAGUGGUGGUGGUGGUGGAAAAGGGCGCCGAAGUGGGUAUCAUCGAGGAGUUUUCGGCUGCGGAAGAAGGGAAUGACUGUUAUUGGACAAACUCCGCUUUGGAGGCGGUGGUCGGAGAAGGUGCUAAGCUUACUCAUUCUUAUAUUCAAAACCAAUCAUCGAGUUCUGCACAUAUCAAGUGGACCUCUAUUCGCCAGGAAUCAUCUAGUACAUAUGAGCUUACAGAGAUAAGCACGGGAGGAAAAUUGGGGAGGCACAAUCUUCAUAUACAACAGCUUGGCCCAGACACGGUGACUGAGUUAUCAACCUUGCACUUGUCUGUUGGUGAUCAGACACAGGAUCUGCAUAGUAGUCUGGUCUUGGACCACCCCCGGGGCUAUUCCCGUCAACUUCAUAAAUGCAUUGUGGCACAUUCAAAGGGACAAGCUGUUUUUGAUGGCAAUAUCAAGGUUAACAGGUAUGCUCAGCAGACAGAUGCUGGACAGUUAACAAGAAGCCUUCUCCUCGAGCCUCGCGCUAGCAUAAAUGUAAAACCAAAUCUCCAAAUUGUGGCUGAUGAUGUCAAGUGCUCCCAUGGAGCUGCGAUAAGUGAUCUAGAAGAAAGCCAACUCCUGUAUUUCCGAGCACGUGGCAUCGACCCAAAGUCAGCUAGAAGAGUUCUAAUAUUUGCCUUUGGAGGGGAGGUGAUAGAGAAGUUGCCUUACCCUUCCAUCAGAGAGAGAGUACGAAGUCAGAUUAAAAGUUUACUAGAUCCAUCGCCAAAAUGAUCAUAAAAUUCUGAAUCGAAACCAAAGCAAAGGUCCUUUAUUUGUGAUGGUUCUGGACUCCCAUUGGUUAAGAAAGAAUGAAAAGUUUACUGUGUAUUAAAUCAAUAACAUUUGGUGCAUCCUGUAUAAUUAUGUAUAACUAAUUUAUAGUUGUAUUUGUUUUCUUAAUGGUAAAUGCAUUUGUUAAAUAAUGUAA